Molecule: messenger RNA, 1462 nt
Organism: Eucalyptus grandis
Lineage: Eukaryota; Viridiplantae; Streptophyta; Magnoliopsida; Myrtales; Myrtaceae
Product: UPF0481 protein At3g47200
Source: RefSeq, a predicted model, not a curated record
AAGUAGCAAUUCACAGACCAAACCUAUUGCUUAGAAAGCAUCAAUUCAAAGAAUGAAAACCCAUUGAAGGUAAAGGCAGAGGAACACAGACCAGUUCUUCACAAGAAAUGGCUGCUAUUCACGACAAGGAGCUCUUCUUGGGUUGGUAUUUAAUCACUCUCAAGCUCCGAGAAACUGUGGAAUCUCGACUCCCCAAGAAAUCAACCUAUGGGGGCGAAAUCGUCCCUGACUAUGAGCGAAGGCCUCCCAAGUCCGAGUGGGUCGUCUCCAUCGAAGAGAAGCUCGAGCAAGGUCGCCAGGACCACGCUACAUCCUCAUGGGCAAAGCUCUCCAUUUACCGGUUUCCACACUAUCUCAAGAAUGGUGAGGACAAGGCCUGGGUCCUGAUCGUCUCCCUCGGGCCGUACCACCACGGUGAGGAGCACCUCCGCCAUAUGGACCGGCACAAGUGGCGCUGCCUCCACCACAUCCUUGAGCGCUCCAAUCAAAAGAUAGACCUCUAUCUAGACUCGGUGAAGAAGGUCGAGAGGAAAGCUCGUGCCUGCUAUGAGGGAACCAUAUCCAUGAGCCGUGAUGAGUUUGUGGAGAUGAUGGUUCUUGACAGUUGCUUUGUGAUCGAGCUGUUCUGAGGAUUCACCGAGGGAUUUGAGAAACUCGGCUACCCUCGCAAUGACCCUGUCUUCUCAAUGCGGCGAUUGAUACUUGAGAUCUGGCGGGACAUGAUCAUGCUCGAGAAUCAAAUCCCGCUCUUCAUACUCAACCGGCUGCUUCGACUCCAGCUCGCGACCCCAACCGAAGGGAUGCGAGCAAGCGGGUUUCGGCGGAGCCUCCUGCACUUGGGCUCUAAGCGGUCCAAGACCAAGCAGUGGCCUCAGAGCCGGGAAAAGCUCACUUUCUGCUUGACCAAGCUAAGGGAAGCCGGGAUCAACAUCAGGUUGAGCUAUCCGAACAAUUUUUGGGACAUCCAGUUCGAGCAGGGGAUCCUCAAGAUCUCCAGGCUUGAGAUCCAUGAAGGGACGAGGUCGCUCUUCCUCAACCUGAUAGCCUUCGAGCAGUCUCACUUUGAUUGCGAGAACCACAUCACCUCUUACGUAAUCUUCAUGCACAACUUGAUCAGCUCCGAGGACGUUCAAUACCUCCGCCGCUGCGGUAUUAUCGAGCACUGCCUUGGGAGCAACGCCGAGGUCGUUGACCUCUUCAACCGGCUUUGCCGGGUGGCCUUCGACAUUAAAAACAGUUAUCUCUAUGAUCUGUCCAAGAAAGUGGACAGAUCUCUCGCUCAAAAGUGGAAUGCCCGGAGAGCCAUUCUCAAGAACAAGUACUUCGACAAUCCAUGGUCAAUCAUUUCCUUCAUUGCUGCUGUUGUUUUGCUUGUGCUUACUUUCAUACAGUCCCUCUAUGCUGUCUAUAGCUACAAUAGGUCGCGUUCUUGAUUUCUUAUACAGUGGAAAUUAUUUGAUGA